Messenger RNA from Cephus cinctus (wheat stem sawfly), 1152 nucleotides. RefSeq names its product WAS/WASL-interacting protein family member 3. The transcript is spliced from 2 exons. Lineage: Eukaryota; Metazoa; Arthropoda; Insecta; Hymenoptera; Cephidae. The record is from RefSeq and is a predicted model, not a curated record. The coding region runs from base 140 to 1030 and encodes 296 amino acids.
CGGAACCACCAACGAGAUUUAGCAGGGCGUGUACCUGCCUUGCAGUGAAAGUAAUGGCAGACGAGGCAUUGGGAUUUGAUAUAAAAACGGCGAGCUAGGCAAAGGAUGGCACUCUCAAGUCAAGACUCACAAGUGAACCAUGAGGACCUUCCUAAUCUGCUGCCUGCUGGCUACCAGCGUUUUGGCCGGUGACAAAAAAUCGGUGAAGAAGCAGGAAAAACGUGGGGUGUACCACGGUAUCGGUGGGUUCGGUGGAGUCGGUGGAGUCGUUUCCAACUCUUUGGGAUACUCCAGUGGACUAGGUGUGGGUUCAGCAGUCAGCUCCGGCGUUCCUCUAGCAUAUACUCUGGGAUCUUCUUACGGUGGAAACUAUGGCUACUCUUCCGGUGUUAAUGGAGGACUCGGUGGAGCAGGACUAGGACUUGGAUCAGUUUCCGCUCUCUCAUCUGCCGGAGCGUCUGCCGUCGCAAAUGCUCGUUCCGAACGCAUUACCGGAAUCACUGUACACCGUGAAAUCCAAGUUCCGGUUCCAGUCCCUCAUCCAGUUCCGGUGGAGGUCACUCGCACUGUGCCCGUACCUCACCCUGUGCCUGUUAAGGUCGACCGUCCUUACCCAGUGCCAGUGCCUCAGCCGGUAGCAGUACCAGUCGUCCGGCACGUGCCCGUCAAGGUCGAUAGACCCUACCCAGUCCCAGUUCCUCAACCUGUCGAAGUUCGCGUACCUCAACCAGUGCCAGUCCCAGUUGCCCAGCCUGUGCCAGUUCCAGUUGUCCACUCGGUGCCAGUUUCAGUUUCCGUUCCCCAACAAGUCGGGAUCCCUGUAAGUUCUGGAGUUGGAUUUGGCGAUGCUUCCCUCGCAUCCGCCGGAGCCUACUCCAGUGGCCUCUCAGGAUCUCUGGGACAGUCUGGCCUAGCCUUGGGCGUUGGAUCCGGGCAGGGCGUCGUCCUUGGAUCAGGCCACGGUGUCGAUAUUGGAACAUCCUAUGGAUCCGGAAUUCCCUACAGUGCCGGCUACGUUAAAAAUUGGUGAACUACUAAUUGAACGUGUGCAGCAGUACCUGAUAAGCCCCAUGAGGACAGCAUGGAAUUAUUUUUUAACGAAAUGACAGGAAUCUUGAAUAUUCAUAAAUAAAUUUGUAUUUUUUUAUCAAA